Erythranthe guttata (spotted monkey flower) is the source of this 1612-nucleotide messenger RNA. RefSeq names its product putative xyloglucan endotransglucosylase/hydrolase protein 32. NCBI's taxonomy places the organism in Eukaryota, Viridiplantae, Streptophyta, Magnoliopsida, Lamiales, Phrymaceae. Gene Ontology annotation, cellular component: apoplast; cell wall. The record is from RefSeq and is a predicted model, not a curated record. Gene Ontology annotation, molecular function: hydrolase activity, hydrolyzing O-glycosyl compounds; xyloglucan:xyloglucosyl transferase activity. Gene Ontology annotation, biological process: xyloglucan metabolic process; cell wall biogenesis.
UCUCGAGCAAUUUCCAAAUUGAGCAACCCUAACCAACAAGCCACCUAUUUCAUUAAAGAAAAACAAUAACAUUAAAUUAAACCGCAAAUAAAGAAAACAUGAUCACAAUAUAAUACAUACACUGUUCAUUUUCUUGUUCUUCCUCUUCUUUUGUCUUCACACUGACCUCCUUAUCACACACUAUAUAAUAUAAAUAUAUAUUUUUCAGGUGGGACCCACCCCAUUUAUCUUCUUAUUUAUACCCCCCUUACAUUUCCAUACAAUACACAAUCAUUGCAGCAAAUUAAACAAUAACACCAUUCAUCAUCUCCACACAGCACACAGUAUACAGCAGAUAGCUAUACUGUACUACAUACUGUUUCUUUUACAUACAUAUAUAUAUAGAUAUAUCAGACAAACAUGGCUCUCCAUUUUUCUCUGAUAUUCAUAAUUUUCUUGUUCCCUUUGAGGAGUAAUGCUCAGGGGGGCCCACCAUCUCCAGGCUACAACCCCAGUUCCAGAAUUGGCUCAAUAGGGUUCAACCAGGGUUACAGAAAUCUUUGGGGUCCUCAGCAUCAACGAGUUGACCAGGGUGCACUCACUAUUUGGCUCGACCGAAGCUCAGGAAGUGGAUUCAAAUCGCUGAACCCGUAUUCGUCGGGUUAUUUUGGGGCUGCUAUCAAGCUCCAAUCUGGUUAUACUGCCGGAGUUAUUACAUCUCUCUAUCUUUCGAACAACGAAGCGCACCCAGGUAACCACGACGAGAUAGAUAUCGAAUUUCUCGGCACGACAGUGGGCAAACCCUACGUGCUCCAAACAAACGUUUACGUGAGAGGAAGCGGUGACGGUAAUAUUAUCGGCCGUGAAAUGCAGAUUCACCUUUGGUUCGACCCCACUAAAGAUUUUCACAAUUAUGCCAUCCUCUGGAACCCUACCGAAAUUAUAUUUUUUGUGGAUGACGUGCCAAUAAGAAGGUACGCGAGGAAAAGCGAUGCCACGUUCCCGUUGCGGCCGAUGUGGGCAUACGGUUCGAUAUGGGAUGCGUCCACGUGGGCAACCGAGAAUGGCAAGUACAAAGCCGACUACAAUCACCAGCCAUUUUACGGAAGGUACAACAAUUUCAAGUUAAGCGGUUGCAAUGCUAACGGCCGCUCCGCCUGCCGCCCGGCUACCGGUUCUCCGACCGGCUCCACGGGGCUGAGCCGGCAGCAGUACGCUGCCAUGGCUUGGGUCCAGAGGAACUACCAGUUCUAUGAUUACUGUCGGGAUUCGCAGCGGGACCAUAGGCUCACGCCCGAGUGCUGAGGGCACGCAAUAUAAUAUUUCAUAAAUUAUGGACCAUAUAUUUACUAUUUUCUUAGUGUUGCAUACUUUAUACAAUUUGUUUGGGAGUGUCUUGAGAUGGGCCCACCACUUGCCAAUCAAUCGGUGAAUGCAAAGCGUCCAAGCCUCCGAAUAUUUAAUUUGUCCACUGUUAUUGAAUUUGUCAGUGUGCUGUGAGAGUGUGUGUGUGUGUAAUAAAUUUGUGAAGUGUGUAUGAUUUGAAGGUGAGAUGAGAUGAAAGAAAUAUGUGUAAUUUUUACACUGGUGUGUUUCCAUAUAUUUUUCAAUAAAUUUAGUUUAUUUUCAUAUU